Molecule: messenger RNA, 2037 nt
Organism: Naegleria gruberi
Lineage: Eukaryota; Heterolobosea; Eutetramitea; Acrasida; Naegleriidae
Exons: 1
Coding region: 1-2037 (678 amino acids)
Source: RefSeq, a predicted model, not a curated record
AUGAAUUUUAAUCAGCAACAAGAACAUUGCAACUCUCCGAAUGAUGGCAACAAUAAUCAAGCCUAUCAUGGAGGUUAUUCUUCCACAUCCUCUCCUAAUAACAAUUCUACUUCUACCAAUCAACAAGACCAACAACAACAACAACAACAUUCACCAACAACCAAUUGUUCCUAUAGUACUUCCUCCACCAAUCAACAACAACAUCAUCAACACUCUGUAAAUCCUCAUCAACAUUACAAUAAUAAUCAUGAUACAAUAGUUUCUCAUGAUUCAUGUCUCUCCCAACAUGAAAACAAUGCCAAAAUUCAACAGCACAACAACAAUUCAGGACAAGAAGAAGAAAAGCAAGUGUUGAAUUCUAAUAAUGAACUAUUCUUUUUUGUAAUGACUCCAGAGGAGAUGAAACAAUUUAUGGAACGAGUGAAUGGUUUUGUGAGAGAGAGGAAACCACAUCAGGCUCUUUCAUUGUUGGCUAAUAAGGCAAAGAAUUUUCAAACUCAUUUAGAAGAUUUGAUGGGUCAGCAAGAUCAGUUAUUACAGAAAACACGAGAAUCCAAACUAAAGUUUCAAUUCUUUGAUGAUAUUAAGAAUUUCCAGCAAACUUUCUAUCACGAUCAGGAAAGAUUAAGGCAAAUCAAUGAUACAAUUUAUGCAGUUCGUUCACAAUUGAUUAGUGUACUCUUGAAAAAGGUUGAAAUGCUUUUACCAAUGCAACUGGAACAAGAAGCUGAGAGAGAUUUAAAGACAAUCUUCCAAAAUGAUCCACAAAAUGAUACUGCCAAUAGAUAUGUAGCUCAACUUGAAAAACAAAUUCAAGACAAAAUGUACAGGGAGGAACAGGAACGAUUGGCCAAACUCCAACAGCAAGAAGAAGAACCAACCUUGGAUCAAGAUGUUACUGAGAGAAAGAGAACGAAUACUGUCUAUGAUUUCAGCGAGGAUUGUGAAGAGCUUGAGUGUCCACUUUGUUACAGAGUAUUCUAUGAACCUGUAACGUUGAGUUGUGGACAUACGUUUGAUAGAAGUUGCAUUUGUAGAGUGCACGAUUAUAGUGAUAAGUGUCCACUGUGUAGACAGACCAUUCACGUGGUGCCAUACGAUUAUCCAAUUACUGUGGUUAUUAAUGAACUCUGUCAAAAGUAUUGUAAAGCUCAAUACGAAGAGAGAAAGAAGGAAAUGGAAGAAGAGGUUGGGACAAGACAACUCAAUGUGAAUCACAUUCCAAUCUUUGUAUUAGACUUUGUACUCUAUCCACAUACCGUACUACCAUUGCACAUUUUUGAACCAAGAUAUCGACUCAUGAUGAGAAGAUGUAUGAGUGGAAGUAAAUGCUUUGGAUUGGUUUGUUGUGGACCCAAUAGAAAUGGUGACAUUGCCAAGUAUGGGUGUAUUGCCAAGAUUACGAGCUUUAAAAUGUUGCCAGAUGGUAGAAGUAUCAUUGAGACAGUUGGUACUGAACGAUUCAAAAUUCUGGAAAAGUGGGACACUGAUGGAUAUAUUUGUGCCAAAGUUCAAAUUCUCAAAGAUAAGACUGAAAAUGAAAUAUCUGUCAUUGAGAAUUCUCAAAGAAAUAGGGAUACUAUUUCUGCUGUUGUGAGCUCAUCCUCGAAUAAUAGUACUACUAAUAAUGGUAACAAUGGCCAGCAGCAACAAUCUGAAACACUCAAUUCAGGUGCUAGUUCUAAUAUUCCCCUCACCUCCUUUGCAUCAUUGGCUGAAUUGCAAACCAAUGUGUGGCGUCAAGCAGAGAGAUUGUCUCUCCAACAAUUACAUGACCAACUCUACAUGAUGGUUGAGACUUUCAUGAUGGAAGUUGGUGACGAAACCAAGCAAGCCAUUCUCCAAAAGAUUGGACCAUUCCCAAAGGAAAACGAACCAGAAAAGUUGAGUUUUUGGGUGAGUGCCAUGCUUCCUCUCACAACACAACUCAAACUUGACUUGCUUUCAAUUACCAAUACUAAGGAAAGAUUAAGAGUUUUAUUGUCAAUCUGUAGGCAAAUUGCCCAAUCUCAACAAACGGGAUGUUCUGUUCAAUAA